Messenger RNA from Penicillium cinerascens, 1410 nucleotides. Its product is annotated as 2EXR domain-containing protein. The record is from RefSeq and is a predicted model, not a curated record. NCBI's taxonomy places the organism in Eukaryota, Fungi, Ascomycota, Eurotiomycetes, Eurotiales, Aspergillaceae. The transcript is spliced from 5 exons. The coding region runs from base 1 to 1410 and encodes 469 amino acids.
AUGCUCGCCAAGCCGUGCGACUUUCCUCCGGCCAUGAUGUUGGCCAUCUCCAUCUUCCAGGCCGUCGCAACUAUGUUUCACCUUCUCCUGGCCCUGGUGGUGGCCUUGUGGAAUUUCCCCAGCGUCCCAACCCCGGUGGAGUUCUUCCUGGUUGUUGCGACGGCCUUCCUCAACAUCCAGUUCGUCUCAUUCCCGUUGCAAUAUCUUCUGGUUGAAUGGAUGGCGUUCCGGAAGUCCCGUCCCAUUCCAGCCCGGUCAUGCGAAUGUGAAUAUUGCAAAACGAAUAUUCCAUUCCGCCAGUUUGCCCGGUUGCCGUGCGAGAUCCGCAGAAUGAUCUGGGGACUGACACUUCCGCACCGGGUUGUUGAACUGAACAUUCCCGAGUAUGCCGUGCGUCCCAGUGACUGCACUUUCGACUGGACGUCGAAGGCCAACAACUCACCGCCCGCUGUCGCCAUGAUCUGUUGGGAAUCCCGAGGUGUCGCCCUCUUGUAUUGCACCCUGAAGUCAGACAUGCAGCGGGCCGCGGAUCACUUGUCACGGCCGCUUCCCGGAUCAUUCUGGUUCAGAUCCGUCCACCCACUGGUUCAGCCGUCAAGGGCUCUCACCUGGUUCAACAAGGCGAAUGACACGGUCCUGCUCUACCACAGUCCUUACUGGGCGAGCAGAUCGGCGUGGCAUGCACUCAACACCCGUAUAGCACUAUACGGGCACCUCGCCGCCAACCGAACCGCCAUCUUUGCCGCCAUGGUGAACCCUUGGCCAAGAUGUCUCGAGCACCACCCCGAACAUGGGGUGGCCAGUGGCCCCAAUGUACCCUGGCCAGACCCGAUCUUUGUGUUGAAGAUCGUGGUCAUUCACGCCUCCGUCAAGGAAGCGCGGUCUUCCGGCCUUUUCGGACUCGCGAGCGACGAGCAGAUCCGGCUCGUCGACCCUCUGGACACGAACCUCCUCAUGGAGUUCUUUUGGUUCACCAGGAAGGUUCACCGCGGGCAGGGCCGGGAUGCCGUCGCUUUCUUCGACGCGUUCCGUGACAACGUGGGGCAGUGGGAGGCGCAAGUUCAGGCAUGGAGGCGAGAUGGCCUGACUCGCGACCUGUGGACGGCAUGGAUGGUAGAGUACCAUCUUGGCUUUGUCGGGAUCAUCAACCCGGGUGGUGUAUUCUACGGCCCGAGGUGGCGAAAUGGCAACGUGCUGGAUAUGACAGAUCCAGCUUCGUACCGCACCUCGGAGACCGGGGGCCCUAUUGAUUUCGAUCAAUACGGUCCCAAUGAGAACCACCCCUGGGUUGAAGACUUCCUGCAGCGUCUACCUACGUUCCGUCCUCGGAUCGAGUUCCGGCACUGUGCCGACAGCUGCGUGCCCAUCCCCCCAGAGAGGAGUCUUAGGGCUGGAGAAAAGCCUCAGUAA